UCGGAGACCCGGCGCUUCCGUCGCCUGGGUGAGGCGGCGCUCCGAGUCCGGAGUCGCGGGUGGGCGUCGUGGACACGGCCCGAAGCGAAGCGAAGCGGGAAGCGAAGCGAGGUUUGACACGGUUGUGUUGCUGAAGAUGAACGGUUGAAUUCCGUCUCUAGCCCAAAGCGCUUGGCCUGUUUUUUAAAGAUGGCCACUCUGCCAGGCCCCUCUGUCGCUGGGGCUCCCCCGUCGCAGCUGGACCCCAGCGUGGCCGUGUGGGAGUGGCAGGAUGAAUUCGGCCACUGGAGACCCUACCGGAGCAGCGUCUGCAGCUACAUCGAGCAGUCUUUCCAGACCCUCACGACAAAGGGGCGUCGGUCGCUGGGCGCCUUGCCCGGCAACGGGAGCAUCCCUUUGGGACAGGCUGAUUCUGCCCUUGCCCCGUACAUCAUCGAUAUCCCAAGCUUAAUGCAGUUCCGCCAAGACACAGGGUGCCUGCGGGCUGUGCGCCGGCUUGUCUUCCCCCUGGAUUCAGCCGCCGGGCAGGGGGUCAUCUGGGAAUGGCGCAACGACGAGGCGGGGUGGUUCCCGUACGAGAUGAACAUCUGCAUCUACUUGGAGAAAACCUUUGCCUGCAACAGCCCCCAGGCCGAUCUCGGCCCCUUUGGCUACAACUACACCAUCGACUUUGCAUCCUACACCCAAACCAACAAGACCACCGGCUACCAGCGGCGGAUCCGGAGGCGCGUGGACUCCCCGCACCCUGUGGCCGCGGUCGUGGGCCCGCUUCACGCCGGACCCACCUGUUCAUGCCAACAGUGUUUGUUGAAUAACGGGACUGGGCCCAUAACCUCGCGGUAUCGGCACUCCAUGGUCAGCCUCCCGGGCCCCUCGGCUGGGACAGUCCCUAGAUCUUUUCCUGGCAUCCAGGGGGCCAACCGGACAGCUGGACUCGGUUCUUCCUUCGUCGGCUUUGUGCCUUAUAACAAGCCAGCCCUGUCUGGAGCGAGGUCGAUGCCGCGGCUGAAUGUCCAGAGUUUAGGGGCUGCAUUGCAGUCGGCAACCGUCGGUGGAGCCAGUUCACCCCACGUCGCAUUAAAAGGAAUCAGACCGGUGAGGAUGACGCGGCCCAGCCGAGUGAGCCAGGCUCUGGCAGGCAUGAUGGCCUUUCUGAUGUCAGUCCCGGGAUGUCCCGUGCACCUCACCCCGGUGCCUCCGCCCGGCCGAGCCCAUAGACCCUCUAAAAAGCCCCGCCGCUCAGCCAAGGAGGGCAGGAGGGUCUGCACCAAAGCUGGCACCGGCGGCCCCGAAGAGGUGGUGAAGCAGUACUUGGAAGAGCUAAAGGCGCCCCCAACAGAUGAGGACUGCAUCAUCUGCAUGGAGAAGCUGGGCGCCCCUUCGGGCUACAGCGACGCGUGCGAGAGCAAGACACUCAUGCCCGAGAGCGUGGGGAGGCUCUCCAAGUGCGGCCACGCCUUUCAUGCCCUCUGCAUGCUGGCCAUGUACACCAGCGGCAACAAGGACGGGAGUCUUCAGUGUCCGUCGUGCAAGACCAUCUACGGGGAGAAGACGGGCACGCAGCCCAGCGGCCGGAUGGACGUCUCCGUCCUCCCAGACUCCAUCCCCGGGCACGAGGACUGCCGGUCCAUCCAGAUUGCAUACUAUAUCAACAAGGGCAUUCAGGGUCCAGAACACCCGAGCCCAGGUCAGCCGUACACGGCAAGGGGCUUCCCACGCUACUGUUACCUCCCGGAUAACGAGAAAGGAAGAAAGGUGCUGGAGCUCCUCCGAGUGGCCUGGAAGAGACGCUUGAUCUUCACCGUGGGCACCUCCAGCACCACCGGCGAGAGCGACACCGUGGUGUGGAACGAGAUCCACCACAAGACGGAGAUGAACUCCAACGUCUCUGGCCACGGCUACCCGGACCCCAACUACCUGGACAAUGUGCUGGCCGAGCUGGCCGCCCAGGGGGUCACGGAGGACUGCUUGAGAGCCUGACCCCGCCGGCGAUCAGGUGGCGCUGGCGUGGACUUUGGGUGCCUCGCGGGAGGGCCGCCGUGGCCUGUCCCUGUUGCCUUAAAUUUGCUUGCUGUCUUUCCUUGUCAGCAAUAACACUUGUUUCUGGGAACCUCCAGCCCGGUUUGGGGGGCGUGGGGGGUGAGGUUUAUUUACAAUGUGUUGCAUCCUCUUAAGGGCUCGUGGGGCUGAGCCAGCUCGAAGGUGCGCAGCGGAACCAUCUCUGUCCCAUAAGAGAAAAGCGUAGAAGGGCUGUGAGUUAACGUACAUCUUGUCUCCUUGGCACAGUUGCCGAUGCUGUGGGCAGGUUGGUGACGUUCCCAACAUCCAGGAGAUGGAGGAGUGUGUUUGUUGCCUGGUUUGCCCCUUAACGACCAGCGAUUCCUGCACUCGGCACUCCAAGGUCCUUGGAACAUACCCUCUUCAAGGCUCUGCCCAGGGAUCCCAGGAAUUUUGGCCCACGAAUAUCUAAAGCCCCAACUUUGGGGUUCCUUUUCUUAAAUCCUCUGUUCUGUUCUUUCUUUCUGGAAGCCAGUUGGCGCUCCUUUUAGUUGUUGUUUUUAAGGGUAAACCUCCUGCUCCCUUCAAGCAAUGGAUUUUUCUAUUCCUCCUGUGCUGUGAAUUUCAUGGAUCUUAAGAAGCAAGCGGUUGCAAUCGGAAGAUAUUUGUGAUCUGCUGAGUUGCACUCAAGCCAUUCUGCAGGGACUGGCUGUUGUUAGCACUUUCCCCAGCCUUUUUAGCCUGUACCUCAUAAUUCCAGGCUUUCUGGUUCUUUGCGGGUUUUAGGGAAGGGAGCGCCAGAAGAGGCCUCCGGCUAGAUCAAGACUCAGGGUGUGGCUCUGUCUUUCUGACAUCCGCGUUCCGCGUCUCCCACCGGCUGCCUGCAGGCGGAAGCCAUCAGCAGGGUGGGUGGUGGGGCCCAAACUGAGCAAUCAAAAAAAAAAAAUCAAAAUCCUGCACCAGUAGAGCCGGGAUUCUGCGACCGGUGUAAAGCUCUGCACUUUCGCAGAGCGUAAAGCUCUGCAAAAAAGUCAUAUUAUUUUCUGAGUUGGAGUGAGAAACAGAAAGCGAUAAAGGCUCCACGGGCGAUCUUAUUCAGUGACCAUCCUCUAGGAAGCCGUGGCCGGGGAGACCAGCCUCUCUUUGCAUCCUAGCAUCUGGGGAGAGUCCUCAGUCCGGAAGCAGUAUAAUUCGGGGGAAAGACAACAUUUAACAAGCCGGGAAGUUCAGGGACCCAAUUUCACCAUAAUGCCCCCCCUUCCUUCCACCCUCUACCCCCUCUCCUCCCUGUUUUCCUAGGGAUUUCCAAGCCUCUUGUUGUGAGAGACCUUCCCGUAGUAUUAUUCUGUGGAUUCACCUUUUGAAUUUGAAUAAAGAUGUCAAGUUUUAAACCCUUGA
Molecule: messenger RNA, 3396 nt
Organism: Pogona vitticeps (central bearded dragon)
Lineage: Eukaryota; Metazoa; Chordata; Lepidosauria; Squamata; Agamidae
Source: RefSeq, a predicted model, not a curated record